Molecule: messenger RNA, 1029 nt
Organism: Panicum virgatum (switchgrass)
Lineage: Eukaryota; Viridiplantae; Streptophyta; Magnoliopsida; Poales; Poaceae
Exons: 3
Coding region: 168-974 (268 amino acids)
Source: RefSeq, a predicted model, not a curated record
GCGGCGGCCGGCCGCCCAUGCUGCAGCUGGGUCUUCUUCAGUCUCGUUCCAGCAUUAGCAGGAGCAAGGGCCGCGACUGUGCCAGCCGGAGGAGCAAGUAGCGACUGUGCCAGCAACAGGAGCAAGUAGCGACUGUGCCGUUCUUCACCCAGUGAACCAUCACUACCAUGGAUAGGGAGAGGGUGCAGCGCCAAGACAAUGGGACGGGGAGGGAGGUACCUUUCAGCGAUGGUGAUGUCGGCUCAGCCAGUGGUGCUGAUGACAUUGUGACUGCUAAAAAUGGAGCUCGGGUAAAGCUGCGAGGACCUAUUGAGAAUCCAUGGAGCCAUGGUGAGAAGUGGAAACAAACUGGAUGGAGUUGUAGUUACUGUAUAGCUAGAAAGGGAAGUGGAGGUGCAACUCGUCUCAGAAAUCAUCUAGCUGGUUUACAAGGGGAUGUUGUGCCUUGCCCUAAUGUACCAAGGUUUGUGAGGAGGAUAAUGUUGGAUAAUGAUGCACAAGGGAGAAAAAGGAGGGCUGAUACAAAAGAACAUCGUCUCUAUGUGGAAAAAGCAAUUCAGGAUAAAGCAUAUGAGGAAUAUAGAAAUGCCAACAUUCCUCGUGAUGAAGCGGGGCAGAUUGAUUGGGCAUUAAAAGAAUCAUUGAGGGAAACUUGGGGAAGUGGUAGCAGCCCUCCUUUUGGUAGGGUAGGUAGCAGUACCCCUCCUUUAGGUAGGGCAAGUAGCAGCACCCCGCCUUUGGGUAGAGCAAGUUGCUCGGGUACUCAGACAAGAAUGGAUAGGUUUUAUCGGAGUCCAAGUGUUUCACAAGCUCCAUUUGAUAUAGAUUUGGCACGUAGCAUUGCACCCAACAGCUUAGAGUGGACACUAUGCUGCAAGGGGGGGAUGCCAAAGCAAGACUUGGAAAAGCUUUGGCCAAGUGGUUCCAUUCUGAUGAUAUUCCUGGUAGGAAAGCAGAUAACCCAUAUUUUAUAGCAGCCAGUAAAUUAGCUCAACAGCUUGGUGAGGGUGUGUCUAUUCCGACAGGAAG